AUGGAGCAACUAAAGCCUCCUAACCAUCUUUCGAUGGAGGGAAAUCUCGCAGAAAACUGGAAAGAAUGGAUUCAAGGAUUUGAACUCUAUCUUACAGCAACGGGAAUAAGCGAAAAAGAUGAGAAAGUCCAGGUCGCAACCUUCCUACACGUGGCCGGCAUCGAGGCACGCCGCGUCUACAAUACCUUUGGAAUCACAGGUGAUGAUGUUCACAAAAUAGAAGUACUCAAAAGAAAGUUCAAAGAAUAUUGUGAGCCCCGAAAGAACUUAACAUAUAUUAGACAUGUGUUUUUUACACGCAAUCAAGGUCACGAUGAGCCCACUGACAAUUAUGUGACAGACUUGAGGAAUAAGGCACAACAGUGUGAAUUCGGUAAUUUAGCAGAUGGAUUAAUUAGAGAUAGGAUAGUGUGCGGAAUUCAAGAUGAAGCGUGUCGUGCACGUCUACUCAGAGAAUCGGAUUUGACAUUGGCAAAAGCAAUCGAUGUGUGCAGAGCUCAAGAAAUGAGUACGAAACAGCUUAAAUCUCUGAAAGGAUCCGAAGAGCAAGCGAUAGCAGCAAUACGUAAGUCACACUCUACUAGAAAAUUCAGCUCACAAAAGAACACUAAACAUGAUAAACAAAGAACAGAUAAUCAAAGGCCGGAAAGUACUACAGGGAAGCCAUGUCGUAAUUGUGGAAGGAAACACAUGGUAGGUGACUGUCCCGCUUAUGGCAAAACUUGUCAUGUGAGCCAGAAGAAAAAUCAUUUUGCUAAGUGUUGUUUGUCGAAACAGUCUAACUCUGCAAAGAAAAUUCACACCGUAGGAGUCCCACCGAAUGCAGAUUCUGACGCGGAUACUGAACUUUUCAUUGGAACUCUAUUUGUUAACAAAGUCGACCAAGACAGAAGUGAUUGGGUUGAAACGUUGACAAUCAAUGACCGCAAGGUAGAAUUCAAGUUGGACACAGGCGCUCAAGGAAACAUUAUUCCAAAACAUGUGUUUGAUCAGUUGGAAUUAGAUGAUCAUCAGCUUAAAAACACUAAAAUCAGAUUAGUGGCAUAUGAUGGACACAAAAUCAAACCGAAAGGCACCAAGAUUCUGGAAUGCUCAGUGCGUGGCCGAAAGUAUGACUUACCAUUUUUCAUUGUCGAUACAAAUGCACAGGCAAUACUGGGUAAGAAUGCAUGUACAGAAAUUGGAUCGAUUGUGCGGGUUCAUGUUGUGAAAAAUGAGUCGACAAAGGAAAAUGUACUGAAAACAUAUGAUGAUGUUUUCAAAGGACUUGGUGAACUUCCAGGGAAACACCAUAUCAAGAUCGAUGAAACCAUAACUCCAGUGAUACACCCACCGCGUAAAGUCCCUGCAGCACUUCAGGACAAAGUAAGAACAGAACUUGACAGAAUGGAAACGUUAGGGGUUAUCACGAAGCAAGACGAACCAACGGAUUGGGUUCAUAGUCUGGUGACAGUACGCAAACCUAACAAGUUAAGACUUUGCAUUGAUCCAAAGGACUUGAAUCGUGCGAUCAAGAGAGAACAUUACCACUCACAAACAGUCGAUGAGGUGAUCGAAAAGCUUCCACAAGCUAAAGUAUUCUCCAAGUUUGACGCGACGCACGGGUUCUGGCAUAUCAAACUUGAUGAGCCCAGUUCAAAGUUAUUGACAUUUAAUACACCGUUUGGGCGGUAUAGAUACAUGCGUUUGCCCUUCGGAAUCAGUUCUGCGCCGGAAGUGUUUUCUAAACGAGUUCAAGAGAUGUUCUCCGAUUUGUCGGGCGUGGAAUGCAUUGUUGAUGACAUCCUUGUUUGGGGAGAGACUACUGCAGAACAUGACUCUCGCGUACAACAGAUGUUACAACGGUGUCGCGAAAUGAACUUGAAACUAAAUAAGAACAAAGUGGAAUUUCGUGUACCGGAAGUUAGGUAUGUAGGACAUUUGAUCACAAACAAUGGCAUCAAAGUAGACCCCGAGAAAGUCCAUGCAAUAGUGGAGAUGCCACCGCCUGAUGACGUAUCAGGAGUUAAGCGCGUUUUAGGCGUUGUUCAGUAUGUGUCGAAGUUCAUUCCGAACUUGUCGGAUGUGACCGCUCCACUUCGUAUACUUCUACAACAAGACGUAGAAUGGCACUGGGAUGCGCCCCAGCAGGAAAGUUUUGACAGACUGAAACAGUUAGUAUCUAGUACCCCUGUACUACGUAUUUACGAUGUACGUAAGCCAGUAAGGAUUUCGGGAGAUGCAAGCUCGAAGGGAUUAGGUGUUGUACUUCUUCAAGAUGCACACCCGGUAGCAUACGGUUCGCGGGCGUUAACGGAAACACAGAAGCGUUAUGCUCAGAUCGAACGCGAGAUGCUGGCGAUUGUAUACGGAUGCGAGAAGUUCCAUCAUUACAUAUAUGGACGAAGCGUGACCGUAGAAACGGACCUCAAACCCCUUGUCGCAAUCUACAACAAGCCAUUGUACCGCGCGACUCCUAGACUUCAACGCAUGCUCAUGAGAUUACAGCGAUAUGAUCUCAAGCUAGUAUACGUACCAGGUAAGGAGAUGCACAUCUCAGAUGCACUGAGUCGGUCGUACCUGAAAGAAACUCCCGAGAUUCUUGUUGAUGACGAGAUAGACGUUGAUUGGAUUGAGGCACAACUUCCGGUAUCACCAACAAAACUGCAACAGCUCAAAGAAGCAACUGCUGCUGACGAAACACUACAAACAUUGAAAAAUACCGUGUUCGUUGGUUGGCCGAUCGACCAAUCAAAUGUUCCAUUGAAUAUUAUUCAAUUUUGGAAUUAUCGUGAUGAAAUUACUGAAAUAGAUGGACUCCUAUAUAAAGGUCAACGACUGAUGAUACCUACCAGCUUGAAAACAGAGAUGUUGAACAAGCUACAUGAAGCUCACAUGGGCAUUUUGAAAACACAGACACGAGCACGAGAAAUACUGUUUUGGCCCAAAAUGAAUCAGGACAUUGAAAACUUUAUUGGGCAAUGCGCAGUGUGUAACAAGUACAGGAAUUCUAACAGCAAGGAACCAAUGGUACCACAAGAGAUACCUUCACGUCCGUGGGCCAAAGUUGCGGCAGAUAUGUUCCAAUUCAAAGGUUCGGAAUACCUUUUGUGUGUCGAUUACUAUUCCAAGUAUCCAGAGUUAGUUCGUAUGCCUAACACAACCAGUUCACAAACAAUCACUGCUUUUAAAUCAGUGUUUGCUCGUCACGGCAUCCCGAUGGAACUAUUCACGGAUAACGGACCACAGUUCUCGAGUUAUGUAUUCAGGAAGUUCGCAAGUGAUUGGGAUUUCGUUCAUACAACUUCAAGUCCCAGAUAUCCACAGUCAAACGGGCAGGCGGAAAGGUGUGUUCAAACAGUUAAGAACCUACUUAGGAAGGCUGGCGAAUCAGGAGGUGACAUUUAUACGAGCCUUAUGAAUUAUCGUGCAUCACCAAUUGAUGGAAUAGGACUGUCGCCAUCUCAGCUACUCAUGAAUAGACAGCUGCGUACCAAGUUACCGAUUACAGCUAACAUGUUGAAUUCGAAAGUAGUCGAAUCCUGCAAAACACAACUUGCUGCGCGCCAAGGGAAACAGAAACACUACUAUGACCGACAAUCUUCAACGUUGCCCAUCAUGAACAGAGGUGAAAUAAUUCGUGUACAGAAAGACUCAAAACAAUGGGAACCUGCUGUCGUAGAUCAGAAACUUUCCGACCGAUCGUAUUUAGUACGCACAGGUGAUAACAAGCUGUAUCGCAGAAACCGCAGGCAUUUACUUAAAACGGGUGAAACUAUGUUGCCAUCUGAUGCCUUAGAUGGUACCGAACCGAUGAUUGACGAGUCACCACAACCGCAUCAGGAUCAAUCCGACGCGUCGACCACUUCACCAGAGAAGCCUAAACCACAUGAAAUUUCAAACACCCUGCGUCAGGAACCAAGACCACAGCGAACAGUGAGGCAACCAAAACAUCUUGAGGACUUUAUUUGCAAAUAA
Messenger RNA from Ostrea edulis (European flat oyster), 3957 nucleotides. RefSeq lists its product as uncharacterized. Gene Ontology annotation, molecular function: nucleic acid binding. NCBI's taxonomy places the organism in Eukaryota, Metazoa, Mollusca, Bivalvia, Ostreida, Ostreidae. Bases 1 to 3957 code for a protein of 1318 amino acids. The transcript has a single exon. The record is from RefSeq and is a predicted model, not a curated record. Gene Ontology annotation, biological process: DNA integration.